GUUGCUAACUACCACCAGCUUCAGGCAGUAAACUAAUUCCAUUCGAGCCAAACGUGCCCGUAUUAUACUGAACAUAUCUUGUUGGACGAACACCAGGGUUCCCUUGAGCGGCCGUGCAUAAUUUCAAGUGAGUCUCCCUGCAUCGAAGCGGCGGACAACUGAAUUGCAUAGCUGUCAGCUUCUACCUGAUCUUCACCAAUUCUUGUGUAUGAGUGAGAUGAGGACAAGUCCCAUGGUAACCAAUAGAGGUUCUGCCUCCGUUCGGGAACACGAUCCCUCCAGUCUUCUAAAAUUACCAUUCGAUGUGAUCCUUGCGCUGUGCAGCUUGGUCGACCCGAUCGAUAUCGUGAAUUUCUUGAGUACUUGCAAGGCCUUGCGGAGUCAUUUUCCUGAAGAAAGCAUAUGGAGGAUGCUAUCUUUACGAUGUGGAGUUGUAGACCUCACAUUCUUCGGUGAUCGGACCUGGUUUCAGGUGUAUAGCCAACUGCUACAUACAUUUGCACCUCUCCUCGGUCUGUGGGCAAGUGAUCAUCCUUUCAGGGGAAACAUAAUGGAGUGUCGAAUCAAUGAGGAUGGAGAGUGGCAUGGUAUAAUUUGUGAAGUAUGGAAGUUCGACGGCCCUGACCGUGAAAACGCUGGCCUUUACGAACCCUCGCUUCCUCGAUACUACGAGUCCUUCCGGAUCCCCUUGGACCCUGUAGGUUCCAAUCCACCUCGUUUGCGUAGCGCUUCGAGUGUGGUUUGGAGAAUACAUGACAGGCAGCUCCAGGAUUGGAAGAAAGAGGGAGAGAUCCAUCGACCAUCUCUUCACUUCCUAGCACCAGCCCAAUAUGCUACAGCCGUUUGCUCGAUCAGAUCGAAUGCUACAGACUGCAACACACAUCCUUAUUUUCCUCCGAAAGAUCUUUCGGUUCCUUGGUAUGACCAGGCUCGUGGAUUCCCUCGUUUGGGACAAGAGCCGUCGGAUGAUAUCGUCCUCUCAGAAAUAUCCAUUGAAGAUCUUCGCUUCAUUGGUGCCGAGCGAACUCGACAUCUCACGCCUCCAGCGAUUAGUGUCUAUCCACCCUGUGGACUCUUUGAUCCUCUCCGUCUACAUGAUCCAUGUCAUCGUCCAUUAGGUCAAGACUUAUUUGUAGGCGGUCGACGACGGCGUUCAACUGGAGAGCCCGUAUUUGGUCGAUAUUACCCUAUCACUUACCCUGUCACUUAUCCUUCUCCUAUUUCCCUCGCACGCCAUCCAAAUGAUCCCAAUUGGCAUCCAGCCAGCCUUGAAGGACUAUGGCUAGGGUCUUACGGGCCCAACGGGACAGAAGUCCUCUACUUGGAGUGGAGAGAAUCGGCCAACAUUGUCCGGGCGUGGAAGGUAACUGGGGACGAGAACGUGCCCAGAGGUGUUGUUAGCUGGGAGUUGGAUUUCACUUUCAAAUCCGAAGCCACAGCAGUAAGCUCUUUGGAAGCUUUCGCUGGACUCGAUCCUGGAUCUUGUAUGUUUAUGUGGGGCCGUGGUCAUAUUUGCAGUGCUGGCUACCCAAGUAAACACAGACGGGAAAUGGGUAUUAUGGUCGCUAUCGUCCGUGAGGAUGACAUCAGGAUACUAUGGGGUGUAGCCAACGGAGCUUUCAGAUAUCGUCGGUACAAGGGUCGAUGUGUAUCCUCCGAAGAGGAAGUUCAACCCGGUGUUCGACAGUCUCAGCUGGGAUACGGAGAACCAUGAAUGAGGAACAUGUUAGAUCAUUGGAUUUGUAUUUUUAGUAUGGGGAUAUUGGUAUGUUAUAGUAUUAGGGUGUGUUAAAGUAGUAGAGAAAAUGAAUUCUCAACAACUGUCCUCAAGGGUAGUUAUUGAAUGGCGAGGAGUGGGUUUAGACGAAGACAUCGACUUCAUCUUUUCACAAUGAAGUUGGGCAACAUAACGUCGGCCGCGGUAAUGUACCAGUCUAUCGAGUUUUAGCUCAUCCACUUGCACCCCCGUUAUAUCGUACGAGAACUUGAAGUGGGUGUUAUUCGAAUCUUACCUCGUGCCAUCGCUGGAUCGCAACGAAUAAAUGCUUCAUCAUUUUGUAUCGAGUUAUUCGCUUGUUUGGUGAGCCGGUUUGAAUCUCAACCGGGAAGAGCAUAG
This is a messenger RNA of Somion occarium, 2116 nucleotides long. The record is from the annotation of a GenBank genome assembly. NCBI's taxonomy places the organism in Eukaryota, Fungi, Basidiomycota, Agaricomycetes, Polyporales, Cerrenaceae.